This is a messenger RNA of Cornus florida, 3610 nucleotides long. RefSeq lists its product as uncharacterized. Bases 2035 to 3234 code for a protein of 399 amino acids. Gene Ontology annotation, molecular function: zinc ion binding. The record is from RefSeq and is a predicted model, not a curated record. NCBI's taxonomy places the organism in Eukaryota, Viridiplantae, Streptophyta, Magnoliopsida, Cornales, Cornaceae. The transcript is spliced from 4 exons.
AGACACAGAGAGGAGAAAAGGAAGCCAUUGUCAGCCUUCUCUUCAAAUCGGCCUUCUUUUCAAACCGAAUCAACAUAAAACCCUAAAAAACGUUUGCCUUAAAGUCUGGGACUCGCAUUCAGUAACUCUCUUACUCUAAUUAACUGAUUUUUCUUAUAUGUGUGUAUAUCAAUUUUGUUAUAUAUUGACGAAGCUCAUGUAUGUCUGUUUGUUGCUUUGUUCAUGAGUUUUUCUUGCUUUGUACAAUAUCUUUGUCGAAAUUUUAAAGGACAGGAGUAAAAGUUUGUAAUUGAUGUUGUUGUGACCUUUUAGAUUUCGCUUUUGUUCAUGCCAUUUUAGAACUCUGAUGUUAUAGUUGAUGUAUCAUUUUUUUGAAAGGUCCGAGGUAUAAUGUCUUUGCAGUGGUUUUUCUUCUUCUUCAUGUCGACUAGUCUCUGUCUAAAAACCUACUCUGUUGUUAUUGUUUCUUUCUAUUGUCUGCAUAAAUAGUAUACAAUCUCUUUGUUUCAUGACUUUUUGUGACAUGGUGGUCCCUCUGUGUUUGUCAAAGACCUGAUAUGCUUUGUAGUGGUCCUUUUUUGUAUUUAAUUUUGACCCACUAUUAUUGAUUACAUUGUCUAUAUUAUAUAGUGGUCCCUUAUGUUAGUAAAUAUGCACCAUGUGUUAUGUAAUUGUACCCCAAUUGCAUACUGACAUACAUAGUAAUCAUGUAUAUAAAUUAUUGAAUUGUCUCUAUUAUUUGUAUUGUCUCUAUUAUUUGUACACUUAGUGAAUGGUGUGUCUCUGUCAUUGUCUAUAUUGAGGUUUUCUGUACCCACUUGUUGUUGUAGAUAGAAGAUAUGUCUACCAUUGAACUUCAUCAUGGGGGUAUAUUUGAGAAAUCACACCCUAUGACAUACUUAAGAGGAAAUAUAACUGAAUUUGAAAAAAUAGACCCUGACAUGAUGUCAUAUAUUGAGGUUCAAAGGAUGGCAACUGGAUUAGGGUAUGGGGUGAUUAGUGAAGUGUUCUACAAAGUACUUUAUGAGUGGCAACAAUUCAGAGAAGUGAAGUGUGAUUUAAAUGUGUUUAGGAUGUUUUAUGACCAUGAUGCUCAUGGAAAAAUGUCUGUUGUGAAAUUAUACAUUGUUGCACCUUUGUUGAAUGUGGCAGAGAAUGAGGUCAACUCAGAUGCUGAUUUAAGAUGGGAUUAUCUAAUGAGUGAUACCCAACUCAUUACUCCUGUGUCAAGUGAGUAUAGUCCUAGUGAUGAGUUGAUAAGUCUGUGUGAAUCUGAUGAUGAAUGUGUUGAUAAUGGUUAUAUGCACCAGGAUUACAUUCCUUCAAGGGAUUUGGGGGAAAAAGAACUAGAAUUAGGCAUGAAAUUUGGGUCAGCUGUUGAUUUUAGGUUGGCACUUAGGGAAAAUGCAUUGAAAAACUAGUUUGAUAUAAUGUUCACAAGGAAUGAUGAAGAUAGGGUAACUGCAGUGUGCAAGGCUGAAUGUGGUUGGAGGAUACAUGCAAGUAAACCUGAAAAUGAAGAUUGUUUGAUUAUUAAGACCUAUGUGCCAGAACAUACUAACUGUUUAUGGUUUCAUUCAAAUGGACAGGCCUCAUCAACCUUCUUAGCAAACAAAUAUUGUGAACAAGUGAGAUUGAACCCUAAGAUACCUUUGGGAACACUUAAGAGCACAAUUGCAUUUGAAAUGAACAUUGAUGUGUCCACACAUAAAGUGUAUAGGGCAAAAAGAAAGGUAUUAGAAAUGAUAGAGGGGAAUGAUGUUGAGCAGUAUGGUAAAAUGAGGGAUUACUGUAGCUUGAUAUUGAGAACCAACCCUGGUAGUGGAGUUAAAAUACAAACUGAGCCCACUGUUGAUGAAAGUGUUAAAAGGUUUCAAAGAGUCUUUAUUUGUUAUUAUGCAAUGAUAGCUAGUUUUAAACAAGGUUGUAGGCCACUAAUUGGUGUAGAUGUAUGCUUCCUAAAGGUUCGUUAUGGUGGUCAUCUACUGAUUCCUAAAGGUUCGUUAUGGUGGUCAUCUACUGAGUGCAGUGUCCAUGGAUGGGAAUAGUCAAAUGUUCCCAGUUGCAAUUGCAGUGGUAGAGUGUGAGACAAGAGAUUCUUGGGAAUGGUUCAUGGGAGAGUUGAUGGAUGCUGUAGGGCCAUACAAUGAUAUAUCCUUCAUAUCUGAUAGGCAGAAGGGUUUAGUAGAAACCUUUGAGAGAAUGAUGGAGGGAUCAGAUCAUAGGUUUUGUGUGAGGCAUCUUUAUGAGAAUUUCAAGCUCAGAUUCAAAGGCCAGCAAUUGAAGAUUCAAUUAUGGGAGGCUGCAAGGGCAUACACUGAAGUAGAUUUCCAGCAACACGUGACAAAAAUGAGAGAGUUAAAUGUUGAAGCUCAUGAUUGGUUGACAAAGGUGCCGGUUCAUUUGUGGUCAAGGUCAGCCUUCACUGACACUUCAAAAAAUGAUUUGGUUAUUAAUAACAUUUGUGAGAGUUGGAAUGUUGUAAUCGUUGAAGCAAGAGAUAAGCCGAUUAUAUACAUGCUUGAGUGGAUUAAAAGGCAUUUAAUAUUAAGGUUUCAGUGUAAGAGGGAGUGGAUGCAUACACAAUUUAGGUUGUUAUGUCCAGAUAUCCAAAAGGCAUUAAACAAAGUGACACAACAAGCUUGCAUGUGUAAGGUUCAUUAUGCUGGUGAUGACAAGUAUGAAGUUCAAUGCUAUGGAAUCAGCGAGGCUGUUGACCUUGAUAAACAUACCUGCAGCUGCAGAGUUUGGAACUUAACUAGUAUUCCUUGUAGGCAUGCAGUGGCAUGCAUAUUUACUAAAAGGGACUCUCCAGAGUCAUAUGUUCACCCAUUUUAUCACAGAGAAACCUAUAUGAAGUGUUAUAGUGGUAUGAUUUUUCUAAUUCCAAUGGGAAUGUUGAUGAAAGCUGAUAGUAUUGACACAUUACUUCCACCACACUAUAGGAAACCCACUGGUAGGCCAAAGAAGGUUAAGAACAAGAAGAAUGAUAAUCCCAAAGGUUUAACCAAGCUUAACAGAUCAAAGGAAAGUCUGAAAUGUUCCAAGUGCAAGGAAAAUGGUAAUAACUCAAGGACUUGCAAAUUACCUGAGCCAUUGGUCAUUGACAGACCUCCACCAAAAAGGGGUGGUAGACCACCAAGUGUUGGAAGAGGGAAAACAAGAGGACCUGAUGGGAUGCCUGCAAGAGAAAGAGGAAGAAGGGGUGGUAGAGACAGGAGCCAGAGGACUUGAUAUUCCAACUCCAAUUGCAAAUCAAGAGGUUCAAAAUAUACCAUUUUCUCAAUUGUCACAAACUUAAGCAUCAUCUUCUAGAUCAAUGAUGGAAAGUGAGUAUGCAUGCUGGUAGUGAAAAUGGCCACAGAGUUGAUGAUGAUCUUGCUGAUGAAUGUUUUGUUAUAUUUAUAACUAUUGUUGACAUGAAGACUCCCAUUUUUUUGGUGAUUGUUCAAGUGAAUGGAGUGAAGACAUGUUACAUUAUAAUGGCACUUUGUUUACUGUCAGUAUGUUAUAUGAUCAUGUGGAAGACUAGUACAAAACUAACCUGUUUAUUGUCAGCCUUUUUGUUUAUUGUCAGUCUGUGUAUGAAGACUUUGUUAUGAAUGUAUGA